GCAUAUUUAAUUGUGUGUGUAAGUGAAAAAGCAACAUCUGCAGGUUAUUUAAAAAAAGAAAGUCUCUUGAACGAUUCUAGGCAUCACUUCAGCGAACAGUCAGCUACCGCGGACACACACACACACCACACAAUUUACCAAAUUCAUUUUAGUGAAUAAAACCAAGCCAAAGCCAAACAAUGACAGUGCACGAGUUUAAGGUGGAAAUGACCUGCGGCGGUUGUGCCAGUGCCGUGGAGAGAGUUCUGGCCAAAUUAGGCGAUAAGGUCGAGAAAGUCAACAUCAAUCUGGAUGAAAAGACAGUGAGUGUCACUUCGAAUCUAUCAUCGGAUGAGCUAUUGGAACAGCUCCGCAAGACCGGCAAGUCGACAUCUUAUAUUGGGGUAAAGAAAUGAGAUGAGUUUUUCAGCAAGUUUCAGAAAUACGGCAAACUGAAACUUGAAGUCUAAGGAAAACACCAAAAACAUUUGUCGUCGAUCGAUGUCAUUCUCCUCGUUGGAUCAUAUAUUAAAAAAAAAAAACAAAAAAAAAAAAUGAAAUUGCUUCUUCAGUGAUAUAUACAUCUAUAUUUAUAUAUAUAUACAAGGUAUAUAUGUAUAUAUAUAUAUACAAUUUUUUGAAAGUAAUUAAUCUAAAUGAGAAACUAAUUCUUAUCUACAAAUAUAUUUGCCUUAGUAUUUUGCUCUUGCCCAGAAAUUUUAAGUAGUUUGUAGUAGUUUAAAACUAUUUCCGUAAAAAUGAAAAAAAAAAAACAACAAGAAAUAUUUAAUCAUCAAAUUGAAUUUAACAAAAUGUCAAUCGAAAUAGUAGAAAGAGAUUUUUCAAUAUAGUAGAUUUUUCUUCCUCUUUUUUCUGGCCCUUUUCUCUUUUUUUUAUCUUCUUACAUUGUUCUGCCCAAAAUCGUCCAUAUUUCCAAUGUAGUUCAGAUAGUGUGGAUGGAAUAGAAACCAAUAUAUGCCAAUUACCUUCUUAUGAUUAAACAUAAUAAUUACAUAAAUAAAUAUUACAAAUUUUAACAUUUUGCAAUAUUAAAUAUACAAAAUAUACCAUUUAAUCUAAAUAGAUAAAAA
Molecule: messenger RNA, 1070 nt
Organism: Drosophila willistoni
Lineage: Eukaryota; Metazoa; Arthropoda; Insecta; Diptera; Drosophilidae
Gene: Atox1
Product: copper transport protein ATOX1
Exons: 4
Coding region: 180-395 (71 amino acids)
Biological process (GO): copper ion transport
Cellular component (GO): cytosol
Molecular function (GO): metal ion binding; copper chaperone activity
Source: RefSeq, a predicted model, not a curated record